Amborella trichopoda is the source of this 1677-nucleotide messenger RNA. RefSeq names its product pentatricopeptide repeat-containing protein At3g57430, chloroplastic. Gene Ontology annotation, biological process: RNA modification. Gene Ontology annotation, molecular function: RNA binding; protein binding. NCBI's taxonomy places the organism in Eukaryota, Viridiplantae, Streptophyta, Magnoliopsida, Amborellales, Amborellaceae. The record is from RefSeq and is a predicted model, not a curated record.
AUGCCUGAGAGAAACGCAGUCUCAUGGUGCACUAUGAUCUCUGGCUAUGGGAAAAGUGGUGAAAUUCACAGUGCCAAUAAACUCUUCAAUGAAAUCCCUGAGAAAAAUUUGGUUUCUUUUAAUGCCAUGUUAUCUGCGUAUCUAAAUUGUGGGCGUUUAGAAUCUGCAACUAAAUUGUUUGAUGAGAUGCCCCAGAAGAACCCGGCGACUUUUUGCACCAUGAUUGCCGGUUUUUCUAGAUUGGGUUUUGUUGAAAGGGCUCGAACAGUGUUUUAUUCGAUUCCCUUUCGUGAACAGAGUGUCAUAUCAUGGACUGCGAUGAUAACGGGUUAUGUGCAAAAUGACCAGAAUUUUGAAGCGUUGAAGCUCUUUUUGCUGAACUAUGGAGAAUUCUACUCUUUUAACAUAAAACCCAAUUCUUUUACCUUCAAUUUGGUGCUAAAAUCAUGUUCGAUUCUGCUGUUUCUCUCACUUGGAAAGCAAAUCCAUGGCACGAUGAUUAAGUUUGGUUUUGAUGGAUAUUUGGGCCAUGUUUUUGUGCAGAAUUCUUUGAUGAAUUUUUAUGCUAAAUUGGGUGAAUUAGUUGAUGCAGAGAAGAUAUUCAAUGGGAUGAGAGAGAAAAAGGAUUUGGGUUCAUGGAACACACUCAUGGCUGGCUAUGCUUGCCAGCUAAACAUUGACAAGGCCAUGCAUUUGUUUUCUAAAAUGGAAAAUAGAGAUACGCUAUCAUGGAAUAUAAUUAUCCAAGGACUUGCAGACAAUGAUCGAAUUGGAGAAGCUCUCGAGUGCUUUCUCUCUUUAGCUCAGUCGUGGCCCGAAUUGAAGCCAAACCCAUCUACUUACUCCAUUGUUAUCUCCCUCUCUACAACGUUGACUGCUUUGGAGCUGGGUUCUCAGAUUCACACCCACACUGUAAAGUUUGGGCUUUAUCACAGGAAUGUUUUUAUAGGAAAUGCAUUCAUUUCAAUGUAUUCACGAUGUGGCUUGAUUGAAGAAUCUGAAAACGUUUUCCAAGAGAUGUUAGAGAGAGAUAUAGUGACAUGGAAUUCAUUUAUUUUGGGCCUCGGGCAAAAUGGGUUUGCUAAGAAAGCCCUGACAGUUGCAGAUAAAGUGUUACAUAUAGCUAAUCACAACACUUUCACUGGAAUUCUCACUGCUUGCAGUCAUGGUGGCCUUGUUAAUGAGGGGUUCAAAUAUUUCAAUUCAAUGGCUAAUGACCAUGGAAUUGAGCCAAAUUUGGAUCACUAUACAUGUAUGAUUGAUCUUCUUGGAAGAGCUGGGAGAUUGAAUGAAGCACUUGAGCUUCUGCAAAAUAUGCCAUUUAUGGCAAAUUGCGUGGCUUGGGGUACUCUUCUUGGUGCUUGUUUAAUUCAUGGAGACGCAGCUAUCGGUAAAUUGUCGGCCCAAAAGCUCAUAGCUUUAGAACCAGAGGAUAUAGCUGGGUGGUAUGUGCUUUUGGCUAAGAUUUAUACCAAAACUGGUAAGCUGGAGGAAGCAAGAGAAAUAAGGAAAAUGAUUAGAGAGAGAGGCCUUAAGAAGGAGCCUGGAUGUAGUUGGAUAAGAAUGAGAAACAAGGUGCAUGGUUUUGUGGCUCAGGAUAUGGGUCAUCCUCACAGGACUGAAGUAUAUUGGAUACUAGAGAUACUGAAUAAGGAGAUGAGAGAGGAAGGAGGUUGA